AUGACUUCCAUCAUAACAGGGACAGGCACUUCAAACUCUUCUGCUGCCACCAAAUCUCAAACCUGCGUGUCCUGGGGCACUAUCAUUCCAGACCCCUCUAAUUUCACAUCCGCCAGGCUCAUCACCAUCACCGCCCGGGCCGACGUCAAUUGCAGCAACCCCAAGAACGCAGAGUAUCAGUUUGCCAUCUUGCUGUGCGAGUCUAAUGUCCCUGGCAGCACCAUGGCCGACCCUGGUAAUCAUUCCAGCUUUGAUUUUGGGACAGUAACCAUGAACCUAACCACCCCAGGCAAAGUUGAGUUGACCGAGAAUCUAUCCCUCCCACCAGCUAACUCCCAACUCCUGAACCUGAGCUACACCUACCAAGUCCUCUUCACAGACCCAGCCGCCCACACCAACACCUCCUCCUCCUCCUCCUCCUCCUCCUCCUCCACCCUUCUCGCAGAGUCCCCAGCCUUCUUCUUAACCCAACAACAACCGCCACCACCACCACCACCUCUACCACCCACCCCUUCAAACUCUACCUGGACCACAGUCACAGUAAGCUCAACCCACUGGACCACAGCCACCUCCCUCAAAUCCACACUCAACCUAACCAUCACCCCAAUCCCAACCAAGCCCCCCUCCUCCUCCCUCCCGCAGACAACAGCCUCCAGCCAGCAAGACCAACACCAACACCCACCAGCCCUCAGCACAGGCGCCAUAGCCGGAAUAACAGUAGGCUCUCUAACUCUCCUCACCCUCCUCCUCCUCCUCCUCCUCGUCUCGUGCCUCUGGUGUCUGCGCCGCCGCCAUUACCUGACGAGUCGCAGAGCGGCCCGGGGCAAGAGGCUGGAGGAACAGCAACAGCAACAGCAGCAGCAGCACAACCAUGGGGACGAGACAGGCUGCACCAGCACAGAUGAGGAUGCGGAGAGUGGAUUCGAGUUGCAGGACCUUGGUCGUGCUGCUGGUGCUCCUGGGGGCGAGGUGGCCGUGGGACCGGUUUCUGGCCCGGAGGUGCCAGCACCGCAGUCGAGGACUGUGAAGACGGACCCAAGCUGA
Messenger RNA from Cryphonectria parasitica EP155, 1044 nucleotides. RefSeq lists its product as uncharacterized. The transcript has 2 exons. The record is from RefSeq and is a predicted model, not a curated record. Bases 1 to 1044 code for a protein of 347 amino acids. Lineage: Eukaryota; Fungi; Ascomycota; Sordariomycetes; Diaporthales; Cryphonectriaceae.